UAUGUUUUCUGUUUUGUGGUUUAUAUUCUCCUUGUGACUUUGUGAUUGUUGAUUUAUUUACGUUUCUUUUCUAUUUAAUUGCAAACUAUUAAAAUGGCAGAGGAAGAUGAGAUAGAUAUCCUAGGAGAAUUUAACUUGGGCAAUUUUUUAUCGAAAAACAACGGCAACAUCUACGACACCUCAGAAACUUUGGUAUCCCAAAAUGCUGAUAUACUGAACUGUGACUUCACAAUUCACCCACAGUGGCUCUUGGAUAAACCCAGUGCUAAUCCAGACAACUGGUAUGAUACCAACAACUUAUCAAUGAGCCUACUUGAAAGAAGUCAACUUGAAACUGAUAGCCUGGGCCAAACAUCUACAGAAAACAGUAUAACAGAUGAAAGUGGAUGGACAGAAAAAGAAAAAAAUUUGCUUGAAAGAGGCAUUGAUAUAUUUGGAAAAAGUAAUGUACGCCUGGCUCAGUUUAUAGGCUCUAAAACACCUUCUGAAGUUAGGUAUUACUUGAAAAAUUUUUAUCUUGAAAAUCAUAGCCAUGAUGAUAAAUGUCUCAAUGAUGGUUUUACUGGAGAUAUUUGUACUGCCCAGCUGGCUGAUGAUGUCCUAGAUGAUACUCAAGUAAGUCCUUUCAAUUUGUACCACUUUUUCUGCAACAAAUUGGAGAAUAAGUUUCAAAUAUAUUUUACAAUAUAAUAAUAUGCAAG
This is a messenger RNA of Acanthoscelides obtectus, 701 nucleotides long. NCBI's taxonomy places the organism in Eukaryota, Metazoa, Arthropoda, Insecta, Coleoptera, Chrysomelidae. The record is from the annotation of a GenBank genome assembly.